CGAGACCGCAGAGGAAGCAGGAGCGAGUGGCGCGCUCUGCGGCCGCGACGGACGCAAGAUGGCGACGGCGACCUUAGCUCUCCAGGUCAAUGGCCAGCAAGGAGGGGGGUCCGAGCCAGCGGCGGUGGCAGCGGCGGCGGCAGCGGCAGUGGUGGCAGCAGGAGACAAAUGGAAGCCUCCUCAGGGCACUGACACCAUCAAGAUGGAGAAUGGGCAGAGCACAGCCUCCAAGCUGGGGCUGCCCCCCCUGACCCCUGAGCAGCAAGAGGCCCUCCAGAAGGCCAAGAAGUACGCCAUGGAGCAGAGCAUCAAGAGCGUGCUGGUGAAGCAGACCAUAGCGCACCAGCAACAGCAGCUUACCAACCUGCAGAUGGCAGCAGUGACAAUGGGCUUUGGAGAUCCUCUCUCGCCUUUGCAAUCGAUGGCGGCACAACGGCAGCGGGCGCUGGCCAUCAUGUGCCGCGUCUACGUGGGCUCCAUCUACUAUGAGCUUGGGGAGGACACCAUCCGCCAGGCCUUCGCGCCCUUUGGCCCCAUCAAGAGCAUAGAUAUGUCUUGGGACUCGGUCACGAUGAAGCACAAGGGCUUUGCCUUUGUGGAAUACGAGGUCCCAGAGGCUGCACAACUGGCUUUGGAGCAGAUGAACUCCGUGAUGCUGGGAGGCAGGAACAUCAAGGUGGGCAGGCCCAGCAACAUCGGGCAGGCCCAACCCAUCAUUGACCAGCUGGCUGAGGAGGCGCGGGCCUUCAAUCGCAUCUACGUGGCCUCGGUGCACCAGGAUCUCUCAGAUGAUGACAUCAAGAGCGUGUUUGAGGCCUUUGGCAAGAUUAAGUCUUGCACGCUGGCCCGGGACCCCACAACGGGCAAGCACAAGGGCUAUGGUUUCAUCGAAUACGAGAAGGCCCAGUCGUCCCAGGAUGCUGUGUCGUCCAUGAACCUCUUUGACCUGGGAGGCCAGUACCUGCGGGUGGGCAAGGCCGUCACCCCCCCCAUGCCCCUACUCACGCCUGCCACACCUGGAGGUCUCCCGCCUGCCGCUGCAGUGGCUGCAGCUGCAGCCACAGCCAAGAUCACAGCGCAGGAAGCAGUGGCUGGAGCAGCAGUGCUGGGCACGCUGGCCACGCCAGGAUUGGUGUCACCUGCCUUGACGCUAGCCCAGCCUCUGGGCGCUCUGCCCCAAGCUGUCAUGGCUGCCCAGGCCCCUGGUGUCAUCACAGGUGUGACCCCGGCCCGUCCUCCCAUUCCGGUUACGAUCCCCUCGGUGGGGGUAGUAAACCCCAUCCUUGCUAGCCCUCCAGCGCUGGGUCUCCUGGAACCUAAGAAGGAGAAGGAAGAAGAGGAGCUGUUUCCCGAGUCUGAGCGGCCGGAGAUGCUGAGCGAGCAGGAGCAUAUGAGCAUCUCGGGCAGCAGUGCCCGCCACAUGGUCAUGCAGAAGCUGCUCCGGAAGCAGGAGUCCACAGUGAUGGUGCUGCGCAACAUGGUGGACCCCAAGGACAUUGAUGAUGAUUUGGAGGGGGAGGUCACCGAGGAAUGCGGCAAGUUUGGGGCUGUGAACCGUGUCAUCAUCUACCAGGAGAAGCAGGGCGAGGAGGAUGACGCCGAGAUCAUUGUGAAGAUCUUUGUGGAGUUCUCCAUGGCCUCUGAGACUCACAAGGCCAUCCAGGCCCUGAAUGGGCGCUGGUUCGCGGGCCGAAAGGUGGUGGCUGAAGUGUAUGACCAGGAACGUUUUGACAAUAGUGAUCUCUCCGCGUGACCUUGGCCCCUUCCCGGACUCGCCCCUUGUCUUCUCUGCGUUUUAUAAAACGAUCUGUGGUAUCCCAGGGCCUGAUCGGGCCCACUGUGUGGAUAUAAAUGCAGACGUUGCUGCUGGCCC
Messenger RNA from Chrysochloris asiatica (Cape golden mole), 1873 nucleotides. It is a transcript of the gene PUF60, whose product is annotated as poly-U binding splicing factor 60KDa. Gene Ontology annotation, biological process: regulation of alternative mRNA splicing, via spliceosome; mRNA splice site recognition; alternative mRNA splicing, via spliceosome. Bases 59 to 1753 code for a protein of 564 amino acids. Gene Ontology annotation, cellular component: catalytic step 2 spliceosome; precatalytic spliceosome. Gene Ontology annotation, molecular function: RNA binding. Lineage: Eukaryota; Metazoa; Chordata; Mammalia; Afrosoricida; Chrysochloridae. The record is from RefSeq and is a predicted model, not a curated record. The transcript has 12 exons.